This is a messenger RNA of Spinacia oleracea (spinach), 1490 nucleotides long. RefSeq lists its product as uncharacterized. The record is from RefSeq and is a predicted model, not a curated record. NCBI's taxonomy places the organism in Eukaryota, Viridiplantae, Streptophyta, Magnoliopsida, Caryophyllales, Amaranthaceae. Gene Ontology annotation, molecular function: ubiquitin protein ligase activity; metal ion binding; SUMO binding. The transcript is spliced from 7 exons. Gene Ontology annotation, cellular component: SUMO-targeted ubiquitin ligase complex. The coding region runs from base 460 to 1089 and encodes 209 amino acids. Gene Ontology annotation, biological process: ubiquitin-dependent protein catabolic process.
GAAAUUUAUUUUUGAAUGGAAAAACUGUCUUUCUCUUUCCUGUCUGUUCUUUUCACACCUUCAGGUUCGCCGGUUCGCCCUAUAUAGUCCUGCACUCCACCCGUCUACCCAUCUUCCCCUCUUUCUCCCCUCUCCUAAUUUUGGGAUUUUGUUCAAUAAUUUAUUAAUUCCCCCCCAAAUUUGCGUAUUCUUGGUGCAAAUUCAUCAUCCAGGGUUGGGGUGAAAGGAGGUGAAGUGGAAUUACAGUUGGUUGUUUCGGAAGCUUAAAACAAUUCAAUCACUGUGAUUAGUUUAGAAUUAUACUGCCACUCCCGCUCCCUUUUUGGAGUACGGGGUCGGUUCGGUUCAAACUCUUCGCUACUGGGUGAAAGAUGCCUCUUCUGAUGCUGCAAAGUUUAUAGUUAAUCGGGGGUUCUUAGGCCACAACAUUUCAUAGGUGGCGGCUCAUAUUUUUGUAGCAUGAGCACCAGGAGUGCCAGCCGCAAUUCCCAAAUAAGGAAAAUGGUGUUAGAUGUUGACCUUAAUGUGCCACCCGCUAAUUUUGGUGAGGUUGGCACAUCGAGCCACGUGGCUCCUGUUGUUGCACCAGUUCAAGCCGAGCAGCAACGUUCCGUACCACAAGUAGUGCCGAUUGAUGUGGAUUCACUUGAUGAUGAUGUUGUUUUAUGCUCUCCUAGGGCCUUUGCGGAGGCCAAAAAUAAUUCAAGAAGGAAUCAGACUAGAACUAAUGUCGUUGACAUUGAUCGGGAGUCUUCUACCAGAAAUGCAGCUAAUCAACGUAACAAGCGGCAAAGAAUCUCAACAACCCUACCUAUUAUCAACUGUGAAUCAUAUGUAAUUUCGAGUGGUUUUCCAGCGCAAAAAAGAAGCGUGGUCCCGCAACCGCCUCCUCCUCCUCCUCCGGAGCCUACUUUCAGUUGUCCUGUUUGCAUCAGUCCAUUGGUUGAAGAGGUGACAACAAAGUGCGGUCAUAUUUUCUGCAGGGCAUGCAUUAAGAAAGCAAUAUCUUCUCAAGGGAAGUGUCCUACCUGCAGGAGAAAGGUGACAUUGAAAGAUACAAUCAGGAUCUACCUACCUACAACUAGAUAAACUUGAGACUCCUAUAUAAUAUGUCAAGGAGAUUGUUGAUGCUUUCUGAAGCUGGUGGUAGAGGUUAAAGAAGAAGUCACCGAUCUCGAGCAAGUUAUUGAUGAACACAGCUAUUUUAAAGGAAAAGGUGGGGGUAGUAUCCCCCCUAUGCCAAUAUCCGGGAAUUUGUAAAGUGAUGUCCUUUAUAUUGGUGGAACCUUUAGAAUGCCCCAAUUUAGAUUUCUCAUUCUUACUUCUCCUUUCUUUUAGUUUCAGCCUUGGGGCUUCAAGGUUACCUCAUCCCGUUGGGUCAUACUCAUACUAUCGCUGAUAUUGUCGGCAAUGUCUUAGAUGAGCUUAUCAAUAUGAAAUGUUGAAACAUUCAAUUUAUAAUGAUUAGUUGGAUUGGUUUUGGUGAUGAA